GAUAUUGCUUUGACUACAGUGAACCUUAGUGGAGGGACGUAUGCCACACAGAGUUCUGUUAUUGGUAAUAAAGUAGCAGAAAAAGCAGUUGACGGCAGAAAAUCAGGCAAUAUGAACGAUUGGUCCUGCACACACACAAAAAACCAAGCUGACAACUGGUGGAAGGUUGACCUCGGAAAGCACUUCAAAAUCAAAUAUGUUAGGCUAUACAAUCGACAAGAUUGUUGCAAGGAACGAUUGAAUGGCGCCACCAUUCGUGUUGGCAAUAGCACCACCGGUUUGCUGUCAAAUCCACAAUGUGGAGUGGUAGUCAACAUUGCGGAUAUCAACAACUCGAAUGUUAUCAGUCGACAAUGCACUCCCGAAACUAUUGGUCGAUACGUCAGUGUCUCACUCUCUCAUGAUUAUUUAUCGCUUUGCGAAGUUGAAGUGUGGGGUGACGAUGGCAAUUAGUGUAUAAUGUUGAAGCAGAAACAUACAUGUUAUCACUUCGCCAUGCAAACCUUCAAACAAUACUUUGCUAUUAGUGUAGUUUAGUUUUGAAAGUAGAAAUAAAGCGCUUGAUUCCGUGCAAA
Molecule: messenger RNA, 575 nt
Organism: Anneissia japonica
Lineage: Eukaryota; Metazoa; Echinodermata; Crinoidea; Comatulida; Comatulidae
Product: fucolectin-6-like
Exons: 3
Coding region: 112-453 (113 amino acids)
Source: RefSeq, a predicted model, not a curated record